AUGACUCUCGUCCAAAAGCUCGAAGGCUUAUUCCAUAGACGUAAGAAAUCAAAAACGACACCAGCAGAAAGUGGCUCGAACACUCCUGACGACGGAAGUUCAACACUGGUGGGCGCUACACCGGUAGACGCAACCAAGAAGCCAAAUAAACCGCAAAACGAAACUGAGAAGGACAGUCCUGCAGUCUCGGGGAGCGAUGCGUGGAUCGGUCGAGGAAUUCUUUUCCUAAAACUGACCAAAGAUGUUUCCGAAGCAUCAGAGAUUUUAGCACCGCUAAAGGCUGCCUGUGGUGCUACAGUGACUCUUUUGGAAUCUAUACAGGCUGUCGGCGAGAACAAGGACGCUUGGCGUGAACUCGUGAUAUCCAUCAAACGACAUCUUUCCACCCUGAACCAGCAGUUAGACAGGAUUGGUGAUCCUCACUUGAGCCAGGGCAUGGAGACGGCAUUCACCGUCCCCGUUGUAGAAUAUCAAGAGACUCUGCAAACGAUCCUCGCCAAAGUGUUUGAAGAAGCCAAUAUUACUGAAGCGGACCUUACGGAGAACAAGGGGAACAUCAAGCGGCUAGCAACUCGGAUCGGUACUACUAGGAUAGAAGCAAUCAUCAUCAACCGAUUCUCUGCGCGUCUCAAGGAGUCGAAUGAUCUAUUGGUGACCAGUCUCCAACUAUAUGUAGCAAAGGAGACGGGAGAGAUGAAGGAAACUCUUGGCCAGGUCUAUUCACUUCUCGUCACGUCUUCCGUUGUAACAGAAAACUUUCGCCAUGGUAAUCAGCAUGCGCGAUGCCUUGAAGGCACACGUGAUGGUAUCAUCCAAGAGCUAGAUCAGUGGGCGAGAAUGGUCGACCAGGACCGCCGCAUCUGCUUCGUUGAGGAUAUCGCAGGUGUAGGCAAAUCAACCUUGGCCAAGGAAAUGGUCUCAAGAUGGGAAGAAGAUGGGCUAAUCGCAGCCCGGUUCUUCUUUUGCAGAGGACAGUUUGGAGCCUCAAACGCUGGAGACGUCGUGCGUCAUCUCGCGACGGAUCUAGCAAGGACAUUCCGCCCACUUCGGAAGCCUAUUUACGCUGCUCUUCAAGAUGCCACCCUUCUCACUAAACCUUUUGCAACGCGAUGGAGACUACUCGUCGAACAGCCACUUCAGCUAUUGGACGGUUCCUAUGUGAUUGUGCUGAUGCACUCGACGAAUGCAGCGAGGAUGGCCCAACCGAUAAUCGGACGGACACGCGAGAGAACCUGCUCGAAGCCAUUAUACAAACCUUUUCGCACUCUUCCAACAUUCGAGUACUCGUCACUGCGUCCAGCACGGAUGACAUUGUCUCGACUCUUGAUGCCCCUUUCACACACUCUAUCAAAUUGUUGUCCACACCCCAACAAAGAGACGCAAACACUGCGGACCUACGACGCUUUAUCGAGCAUCAAUUCAGCCGUAUUCGCACAUGGAGGUAUACACCAGCCCAAGGAUGCUCUCAUCGAGCGGUCAGAAAACUCCUUUCUCUUCGCAAGCACGGCCUGUGCAAUGCUUCGUCGAUCACUCGCUCGUUCAGCUCUCCUCACGGAACUUAUCACGUCGAGCCAAACCGUUGGCCUCGACGGUCUUUACCUCGAAGUGCUCAAGCGGAGUGCUCCAGACGCCCCCUCACGACAGGCCGUCGCACACGUCUUGGAAGCAAUAAUCACCGCACCACAGCCACCCACACUUGCGGACCUAAUCAACCAGCUGUCAGAUGUCGAAGACGUGAGUGGACUUUUACAUGCGCUGUCGAGCGUUGUCCAUAGUGAUGGUAUGGACGACCCGAUAUGGAUCAUGCAUGCUACUUUCCGUGAUUUCCUCCUUGACCCCACCCGUGCCUUGGACUUUGCUGUGCACAUUCGACUGCUUCCGGAAGAGCCUAUACUCACCUGA
This is a messenger RNA of Serendipita indica DSM 11827, 1902 nucleotides long. The record is from the annotation of a GenBank genome assembly. Lineage: Eukaryota; Fungi; Basidiomycota; Agaricomycetes; Sebacinales; Serendipitaceae.